This is a messenger RNA of Fopius arisanus, 1579 nucleotides long. RefSeq lists its product as uncharacterized. Gene Ontology annotation, molecular function: protein binding. NCBI's taxonomy places the organism in Eukaryota, Metazoa, Arthropoda, Insecta, Hymenoptera, Braconidae. The transcript is spliced from 9 exons. The coding region runs from base 35 to 1384 and encodes 449 amino acids. The record is from RefSeq and is a predicted model, not a curated record.
UGACAGGAAAAUUACAGUAGUACGGAUCAUUGAAAUGGGUCAGACAUCAUCAGGAGUGGAUCCAGUGACUUCUAGGGACAUGAAUAACUGUUCUUUCUGCGAGAAUCCAAACUGUUUCGAAGAUGUCCCUUCAGCUCCACCUGGGGAACCGGAAGUUGCCAUUCCACUGGAUCAUAACGAAAGUCUGAAGGAAUUGGCGACGAGAUUCGACAGUAUUUUAGAUAAAGCCAGAAGCCUGGGGCUACAGGAGCUGGUGAAACCGAUCGAAGAAACAGCGAUAACAUUGAAAAAUCUGGCAGCACCAACUCAGUCUUCCUCCAGCAAAUCAGGAAUCUCUUGCAACUGCAAUCAAUGGGGCCCAGAUGUCGUCAGUCCCCGAGGCAAAUGGAUUUGCAAUGCGUGCGGUGAUAAAUGUCAAUGCGAUAAGACCUGGUACAUUCCUCCUGUCACUAAAAAAAUAUCGCACAGAACUGACCCUGAGCAUCUGAAAGAGAAAGGAUCGACGAUGAAAACGAUUGGAGGUCAUGCUGAAGAGACUGAUGAUCGAUCCAUUGAGAUACAGAUUGAAGUAUCAGAUCGAGUCCGGUCCAUGACAGACCAAUCAACAGCCAAAUCUAGGUGUGUGGAAAUCGGUGAGGGUGAAAGUGGAGUUAUUUGUCCGUGUGGGUGCGGAUAUUUUCAGGAAGGGGAAUUCAAAGUUUGUCCUUGUGGAUGUGGAACUAUUAUUGAAAUCGUUGAUGAUGCUGGAGACAUCACAUCACUCAGGGAUGGAGGACCCUGUUGCAUAUGCGGUAAUGAACUCAAUGACGAGCCUAGCCACAACCUAGAGGAGUCCGCGGCUUUCAUCGAUUCGAGGGAUACCGGAAUUAUGUCGGCACUGGAGAUGCUUCAAGCCAAGUGUCGCAUCAAGGAUGGAAUGAUUGCGGUUCUGGCUGAAGAGCUUAGGAAUUCCGGUCAUGUCAAUCACAUCGUUGAGAAUUUAGGUGCGCCUUGUUUGCCGCGAACUGCUAUUGACUUCGAUCGAUCCAUGCUGUGUGAUUAUCUGAGGAGUACAUCCCUUCCGGAUUUGGCGCCGAUGGAAGCUCAUAUCGGAGAUGAUGCUGUACCAAAGCCGACGAAUUUCCGAGUGGUGAGAACGAUUCUCAACUCAUUAUUUGUUGCUUGGGAUCCGCCUGAAUCGAUAUGCAAACUUCGAGGUUUUGAAAUUACAGUCAAUGGGAUUGUAACCUGCAGAGUUGGAUCACCCACGAGAACUCAAGCUAUUUUAACUUCCGUUGACUUGACAAAACCAACGGUUCUCACCUUAUAUGCAGUUGCCACGAAUGGUCACAUAUCAGACUCCUCUACAAUAACUUUCCCAGCUAGCAAAGACCCAUGGAAAUAAAAACCAUUGACCCCAUUAGUUUGCAAUGUGAAACCAGAGAACUUGUCCGGGUCAUUCAUCCAAAGUCAGAUUAUUUUUUUACAAGAUUUUUUAUUACCGUUACGUCAACGCUCCUCACGUCCAGAGAAUCCUCGAGUUGUGAGAAAUUUCCAGAGACUAUCACACGAUAAUCUAUUAAAAAAAGUCAGUAAUUUA